Trichomonas vaginalis G3 is the source of this 1293-nucleotide messenger RNA. RefSeq lists its product as uncharacterized. Lineage: Eukaryota; Parabasalia; Trichomonadida; Trichomonadidae. The coding region runs from base 1 to 1293 and encodes 430 amino acids. The record is from RefSeq and is a predicted model, not a curated record. The transcript has a single exon.
AUGUUUCUGAUCUUUCUUUUCUCAAUUUUCUCUUAUUGUAAUGAGAAUGAAACACAGCAGACAACAUAUAGAACCCAACUAGAAGAGUUCCCACCUGAGAGAGAUGGUACACUUGUCAAAGAUUUUAUUUAUUAUUUAGAUCAAGCACUUGAAAAAGCCAAAGAAGAGUAUACAUGUAAAACAAUUAUUGUUCAGAAUAUUACUCAAGCCUUCAGAGACGUGCUAAAUAGGUCUUUAUUCCAUGAUCCUUUAAUAUCUUCACGUGGAAACUUCCUUACAGCGCUUGACUGCUUACAAAACCUCGCAGCGAUUGUGCAAUUGAAUGUUCUACAAUCAUCUCAAGUAAUUGCUGAAAAAUUAUCCGAAACUAUUAAACAGUUCAACCUCGACCACAUUGUAGAGAUCUAUGAUCAAAUAUUGAAUGAUAGAAUCUCAACACAGCCUAUCGAUCAACUAAUGAACGAAUCUCAUGCAGAAUUCGUAAAAAAUAAGGAAAAAUUCUUGGGUUUCUAUCACCUAUUCAUUAAUACUACAAAGAAAUCCAUCACAGAUGCACUUAUUGAUGCCGAUAUCCUUGAGCCACGUGACAAUUCCACUAACAAUGAAACAGAAAUUGAAAAUGAAGACGAAAUUACGUAUUCUAAGACCGAAUUGAUACCUCACUUAUUGAAUGCCUUUGUAGAUCUAUCGAAAUCAGCCUCAAAUUUCGCAGUUGCUGCUACACACAGUCGAUUACAAACAUUUCAAGAUAUUAUUGGUGGCGACCCCUUCCAAAAGAUCAAUAUCUUUGCUCAGCAACUCAUAAAUGAAACAAAUUUGAUGCUUUAUACCUUCAGAAAAUCAAAUGACAACGUUUAUUCGAAUAUGACUUUCAGCGAAACUUUCAAACUGCUCAAAUCGGAACUUAAGACUGGUGUAAAGAAACUUGUUCGCGAUUACAAGAAGAGUUUGAGGAAAAUCGGAACAAAUACGUUUCAUCAGAUAAUUAACAACACAAUUGAAGAAGUGGUACCUGUAGAAGUUGAAGUAAACUCAACAGAUGCCAAUUCCACCAAUUCUACUUCAACUGUCGCAAAGAAAAUAAUAUACCAAAAGAAAUACAACAAAGAAGACGUAUUAAACGCGAUCAAUGCUGUUAAAAAGCAAGCGUCUGGGUUUAUUAAUGAAACAAGACAAGCUUGGCGUGAAGGAAGAGAAGAUAUGGAAUUUCUGAAACAAACCGUAAGAGAACGAUCAAAGAAAAUGAAAGAAAAAGCUCAAGAAGCCCUCAAAAAAGAAUUUGAGGAUGAAUGA